AAAAAUUUCUCUUUCCUCUUCUUCAUAACUUCUUCCCACCUGCUGUAGCCACAUUUGUCUGGCGUCAGUUUAUUCCCUAUUUCUUUUUUGCUUCUUCAAUUUUGUUAAAGAAUAUAUAUAUAUAAUUCAACUCUCAAGCCAUGCCAUUGCAGGUCUUUGAGUUCCAUGCCGACAGCACCGUCAGUUUAGCCAGUCCAGCUGCCAUAAACCGAAAGAGUUGCGACCACUGCUUCCUAAACAGAAAGACAUGCGACAAGGUUCGUCAAGAUGCCGACUUGGGCGAAAAAUGCAAGCGCUGUGCAAAGGACAACCGUCCCUGCACUUUUACGCCUACGGUCCAUCUUUACCAUAUUGCAGAUUGCGUCGGACGUCACCAAUGUAGAGCCAAGGUCAUCCAGGCCAUGGGAGGCCGCAAGAAGGAAGUUCAGUUCAAGACAAUCGAGAUCCCAAUUGUCUGUGAUAUGGACAACCUUGUGGACCAAGCAUUGUUUGAAUUUAUCCAGAAGCAGCCAAAUCUGUUGGUCUACAACAAUAGGAUCAAAUCUAUGCUUGCAGAAGAGAUUUUAGGCAUCCCUCGUGAUCACGAUGCCAUUAACCCUACAGAUCCAUUUUCACAAGGGCUUCCAGUCUAUUCACCAGCACAACCGGUAUCGCCAUACAGUAGUAGCAGCUUUACCAGCCCUAUGACAGCACCUAUCCAAGUCUCGACCAACUACAACAUCAUGUCGCCAUACGAUCCUCAGCAAUCAUACCAGGCCGUGCAGCCAUCCGUCCAUCAGCAACAGCAGCAGUCAUAUCGUGCUCAUCCUUAUGCCAGUCACCAAAGAAACAACUCUGAAGAUCGUGGUCGCCCCUCACCUCGGUCACACAGUCCUCGUGCCCCUACUGGUCGGCAAUCUCACUCGCCCGUGGGCCGUGUAAGCCCCUUACCUAGCCCUAAUGCGCUCUCGCCCAUCGAUCCUUCUUCGGCUGUAGGCGUCAACGUCAUUAAUUCUAUGAAUUUUGAUCAGAGACGCCUGUCUGGAAAUAUGACUUCUGCACCUACAGCUGCAUUAAUCUCUGCUAUGGAUCCCUAUAGUAGCAUUUACCAGCCACAACAGCCACAGGUUCAGCAGCAGCAGCAACAGCAGGUCUCGAAUCCUUACCAGCAGGCAUCCCAGUAUCAUCCUUAUGCUCAGCAAUCGCCUUAUCCCCAGGCAGCUUUUUUUCAUCAGCCCCAAGCUCAGCUACCUCAGCAACAGCAGCAGCAUCAGCAACAACAAAUGGGUAGUUACCGCAACCCAAGCCCAAUCCCAAGUCCUUUAGCUCCAAGCCCUAUCCAAAGCCAAGGUAGUCCUCAACCUCCCAGCCCGCUGGAGUUGUCUCUCUCUCUGAACACCAACUUUGGGAUGCUUAGCAACAAUUUAAGUGCACAGAAUCUUCCUAGUUUAUUUGAUCAGACUUUGACGAUGGGCCAACCAUCUCAACAACAGCAACAACAACAGCUUCAGCAGCCUUCCUUUCAUCACCAGGAGCUCUCCAAUAACACAGGGAGUUCUAUCUCAGUGUCGGGAGCCUCCCCUGCUCUGACCAAUCUCAACCAGAUCAACCAGGGAAACGAGGAAUCCCCACUCGCGACUGAGGGCCGUGAUCCAGCACCAUUGGUGGUCACGACUGUGAAAGAGGAGGGUCGCGAAGUGGGGCUUUACUAUGCCAUUCCCAAGGUCAAUCUGAACCCUGGAGCCAGCGAGUCGGACCUUUUCCAGGACUUUAAUAUGCGGGAUGCUUUGGGGACUUCUGGGGUGCCAACAGGUUCAGCAGCCGGCCUCAUGAACCACUAUGCUCCACAAGACACGUUUGGUCAGCACUAGGGCCAGUUGAACACCUUGGUUCUUUUAUUUUUG
Molecule: messenger RNA, 1883 nt
Organism: Lobosporangium transversale
Lineage: Eukaryota; Fungi; Mortierellomycota; Mortierellomycetes; Mortierellales; Mortierellaceae
Exons: 4
Coding region: 141-1850 (569 amino acids)
Biological process (GO): regulation of DNA-templated transcription
Molecular function (GO): zinc ion binding; DNA-binding transcription factor activity, RNA polymerase II-specific
Source: RefSeq, a predicted model, not a curated record